GAGAUGCUGAUGCCGUCGUCAGAAUUAUCAAUCAAAGCGGCGUAGUCCGUGUCGGUCGGUCGGCCGGCUAGCCCGAGUCGUUUGGAACCAGAACUCUAAUCACCAUCCGUGUGGUGAUGAUGGUCGUACGUAGCUAAUAAUUCUUCGAUCGGUGGUGGCGAACUUGUAAUCAGUAUUGCGCGAAUUUGCAUCCCGGUUGGAUCAUCCUUCCGCCGUCAGAACGUGAAUUUCGGGGCAAAAAAAAAGCCGGUGAAGAUCCCCAAGCUCUUCUACUAAUCCAGCAUGGUGACGAUAAAAAACGACAUCGAGAGCAGCAGUGGACAGUUCAUUCCAACGUCAGCCCACCCAGUCAAGGAUGUGAAUCUCAAACGGCAAGAAGGCGAGCAGCCGCGUCGACGGUCGUACCGUUGCGUAACGAUAGUCUCGGUGGCCGUCCUGGUGCUCAUGGGCCUCGGAGUUGGAAGUGUCCUGCACUUCGGAAAAGCCUUGAACCGAGGCCCGAGGCCUACUACCACAACCACUACCACUACUACUACUACUUCCACUACCACAGCCCAACCGGUAGAACCAUCUACGUCGCCUCCGACUUUCACCGAUCCGUACGAUGACGACGGACCGGAGACAGCCGUCGAUCCGACAGAUGAUGAUGAGUUCGACAUUGAUGGACCGGAGGUGUCGGUGGUGGUUUCUGCCACAAGCGACGACCACGGUACCAAAGUGACGACGUCGUGGGGCAGGCUGUUCAGCAGCGACGAAGGAAGCGGUUCGGACGACUAUUAUGACGAAGACGCUAGUGGCGAUUAUGGGAUGGUGCUCUGAGUGAUGUAUGAAGUGAGCAAUGAGAAAGUCACGUGUAGUUGAAGGCUAUGCUGAAAUCUCUGAGUGAUAAUGGUUUAUUGCUGAGAGGAGCGGUGUUUUACUGUGAGAUGAUAGCGUAUACAGUUAGGAUUAGUGAUGUAUUUAUUUUAUACGCCAUAGAUCUUCUAAAAGGAAGAUAAGUGAUUUGAAGAACUUUUGAUAACAAGAUAUUUUGUUCUAUAAAUAAAGUGUUUUGUAGUAGAACUUUCCAUCCGUUGA
Molecule: messenger RNA, 1077 nt
Organism: Aedes albopictus (Asian tiger mosquito)
Lineage: Eukaryota; Metazoa; Arthropoda; Insecta; Diptera; Culicidae
Product: myosin-M heavy chain
Exons: 1
Coding region: 283-819 (178 amino acids)
Source: RefSeq, a predicted model, not a curated record